Molecule: messenger RNA, 1862 nt
Organism: Cadophora gregata
Lineage: Eukaryota; Fungi; Ascomycota; Leotiomycetes; Helotiales; Ploettnerulaceae
Exons: 3
Coding region: 475-1326 (283 amino acids)
Source: RefSeq, a predicted model, not a curated record
GACAAACCCCAUAUCUGUACAACCGCACCUCAACAUCUCGAGCCAUGCAACUUAUUUCCUCGUGGACUUCCCUUUGCUCGGGAAAACUUGAUAUGAUAUCUGAACAUACUUCCGGAAAAUAGCUGACUCUGCCGGUAUAUCUGCAUUGUCAGUAGCCGAGGGCCCGCGCAACCACAACGUCACUACGGGACAACCACUUCCAAAUAUGUUAUGCAGCCUUCCACUCUGGGCUUAGAACGACGAGAAUCGAGCACACGAUGCCCCUGUCCUGACACUUGAACCCCCAUUCGACUCCAAUCCGACGCUGCCAUCUUAUCUUGGCCUGCAGCCCUGCUCGGGAACCAUGUCGAUGAGAAUGAGGUAAUCAGGCGGUCUGUUGUCGUCGGUCAACGGCGAUAAAUCUUUCGCCAUGUCGCUGUCUCUGUCGCAAUUCUUCUUCCCCCCCUUCUUCCUCCCUCUCUCUCUAUCGCCAUCAUGUUGGAGCUGAGGGAUCGGAUCGCGCUUAUGGAGUCUGCUCUGCAGAACUCCCAGGAGAUAGAAAUACCCGGACCCGUCCGACAGAGUAUGGAUCAUCGAUUCGACAAGACUGACCCCGCGGUCGAGGCGGCGCCAGCGCCCACUCCGGCGCAAGAGAAAACCAACCCGUUCGAUAGGAUCGAUACGACGGACCAGAAAACUCCUUUCUACGAUAGUAUCGCGGCGAAGUUUGGGCUGGGGAUCUUGGACGAGGAGAAAUUCAAUGACUACAUUGUGUACAAUGCCUUUGUUACGAACCUGCGAAUCUGCCCGGUACAUCUGGGGAGUGGGAAGGAGUACUACGUCGAGCAUCGAUCGUUCUUGCCGAAUACACCGGGUGCGAUUUUGCGGGAGGGAGUUGAUAAAUCUGGGAAGAGUCUCGGGGCUGCACAUCUGCCUUUGACGGGUCGGAAUAGUAUUGGAGUUGGGGACUUUGAUUCGAGACCGCAAGACGUCAUUUGGGAGAGGAUGGGUAAUGCCGGAUUUUGGACACACAUGAAAUACGAGUUUGAACAUGAGGUGAAUGGGGUUAGAAAGACGUUUCAUUGGAUUAGGACGAGGAAUAAUGUGCUGGACGAUCAGGGGGAUUUGGUGUUGGUGGAAGAUGGCAGAGAGGAUUUGAUACUGGCGGAAUAUGUUGGAAAGGGAUUGAUGAAAUGGAAGAAGAGGGGCAGACUAAGGAUCAGGGUAAUGGACUUUGGUGACAGCUGGGAGCUGAUUGUACUGUUGAGUUGGGCAUCUGUGAUUGAGCUUUCUAGACGGCGCGCGAGACUUCGGAGAUUUUCACCAACGCAUUUGAUUGGCAUUUGAGACGGCAAAGGUGGUUAACGGACGAACAUAAAGCAUUUAGCGGCAUAUCGGGUAAUGUUUAUUUUGACUUCGGGGAGGAGAAGCAUACGGAGAUCAUUUGUUUCCUGGCAGCAUACAGUGUGAAUGGCGAUAAGACAAGAUUUAGACUCGAGAAAUGCAUUCUUUCAUACUUUUGGAUGCUGCUUAUGCGUCCCGGUGCCUGCUUCUUGAUUCAGCACUCUACUCUUUACUCGAAUCCUCUCUAACAUAUACCACAGACGCGCCUCCUACGAAUCAUGAACUUGACUUUCCUCUUGGGCAGUACAGAGCCAAUAAAAAAGACAGCUAAGGAGGCUUCCGCUACCUAGGCUCAAUUUUCAUACCACGGGCCUUCGUUGUCUUAUAUUAUCGGAUACACUUUAGCUGUCAUAGAUGACUACCUAGGUACUCGCAAAUGAGCAUUAGAAGGAUGGUCUUUGGACCUCUUAGUCUCGCUUAAGCACUAGUGCGAUGAUCACCAAACAAAGCCUCCGCCUUUGAAAGUCAGCCCAGAACCG